GUGUCGUCCUGUGGGCAAGAGUGACGGGCGGCUGCUGGUUAACUGGUUACAUUUUUUUGUUUUCUUUCUGUAAUCCAGAUUAUUUGUAAACCGAUAGGAAAGAUGUCAAAACCACUCUCAGACCAUGACCGGAAAAAACAGAUUUCGGUGCGAGGACUUGCGGGGGUGGAAAAUGUGGCAGACCUCAAGACAAAUUUUAACCGGCAUCUGCACUUCACGAUGGUGAAGGACCGAAACGUGGCGAUGAAACGGGAUUAUUACUUCGCGCUUGCCCACACCGUCCGUGAUCACCUGAUUGGAAGGUGGAUCCGAACACAGCAGCACUACUACGAAAAAGAUCCCAAACGUGUGUACUACAUCUCUCUGGAGUUCUACAUGGGCAGAACCCUGCAGAACACCAUGGUGAACCUGGCCCUGGAGAACGCCUGUGACGAGGCCACAUACCAGCUCGGCCUGGACAUGGAGGAGCUGGAGGACAUGGAGGAGGACGCUGGUCUGGGGAAUGGCGGCUUGGGACGUCUGGCAGCCUGCUUUCUGGACUCCAUGGCAUCGCUGGGGCUCGCAGCCUAUGGCUACGGCAUCCGCUACGAGUUUGGCAUCUUCAACCAGAAGAUUUCCAAUGGCUGGCAGGUGGAGGAGGCAGAUGAUUGGCUGCGCUAUGGCAACCCCUGGGAGAAGGCCCGCCCCGAGUACAUGCGUCCCGUCCACUUUUACGGCAGAGUGGAGCACCACGAAGACGGGGUCAAAUGGGUCGACACUCAGGUAGUCUUGGCCCUGCCUUAUGACACCCCCGUCCCUGGCUACAGAAACAACGUGGUCAACACCAUGAGGCUGUGGUCCGCCAAGGCUCCCUGCGAGUUCAACCUGAAAGACUUCAACAUCGGUGGCUACAUCCAGGCCGUGCUGGACAGGAACCUGGCUGAGAACAUCUCCCGUGUGCUGUAUCCCAAUGACAACUUCUUCGAGGGGAAGGAGUUGCGUCUGAAGCAGGAGUACUUUGUGGUGGCUGCCACCCUCCAGGACAUCAUCCGCCGCUUCAAGGCCUCCAAGUUCGGCUCCAAAGAGGUGGUGCGCACGGACUUCAAUGAGCUCCCAAAGAAGGUUGCCAUCCAGCUGAACGACACUCACCCUGCCAUGGCGAUCCCCGAGCUGAUGAGGGUCCUGGUUGAUGAAGAGAAACUUCCCUGGGACAAGGCCUGGGACAUCUGCACUCGCACCUGCGCCUACACCAACCACACCGUCCUGCCCGAAGCCCUGGAACGCUGGCCCAUUGAUCUGUUCCAGCACCUGCUGCCCCGCCACCUGGAUAUCGUCUAUGAGAUCAACCGCCGCCACAUGGAGCGCGUGUCUUCUCUGUUCCCCGGCGACGUGGACCGCAUGCGUCGCAUGUCCCUGAUUGAGGAGGGCCCGCAGAAGAAGAUCAACAUGGCUCAUCUGUGCAUCGUGGGGUCCCACGCCGUGAACGGUGUCGCUCGCAUCCACUCUGACAUCCUCAAGGCCACCGUAUUUAAGGACUUCUACGAGAUGGACCCCGACAAGUUCCAGAACAAGACCAAUGGCAUCACCCCACGCCGUUGGCUGGUGAUGUGCAACCCUGGGCUGGCCGAGGUCAUCGCAGAGAGAAUUGGAGAAGAAUUUGUCCGUGACCUGGAUCAGUUGAAGAAAUUGCUCAAGUUCAUCAACGACGAUGCUUUCAUCCGGGACGUCGCCAAUGUCAAACAGGAGAACAAGCUGAAAUUUGCCGUACACUUGCAAGAGCACUACAAGGUGGCCAUCAACCCCAACUCCAUGUUCGACUUCCAAGUCAAGAGAAUCCAUGAGUACAAGAGACAGCUGCUCAAUUGUCUUCACAUAAUCACCUACUACAACAGAAUCAAGAAGGAGCCCAACAAGCAGUGGACACCCAGGACCAUCAUGAUCGGUGGAAAGGCCGCCCCAGGCUACCACACCGCCAAGAUGAUCAUCAGACUGAUCACUGCCAUCGGCGAGAUCGUCAACAACGACCCCGUGGUGGGCGAUCGCCUCAAAGUCAUCUUCCUGGAGAACUACAGGGUGACGCUGGCUGAGAAAGCCAUUCCCGCUGCUGACCUGUCGGAGCAGAUCUCCACGGCCGGCACAGAGGCCUCGGGCACCGGUAACAUGAAGUUCAUGCUGAACGGAGCCCUCACCAUCGGUACCAUGGAUGGGGCCAAUGUGGAGAUGGCAGAGGAAGCCGGAGAGGAGAACCUCUUCAUCUUCGGCAUGAGGGUGGAGGACGUGGACGCCAUGGACGCCACAGGGUACCAUGCUAGCGAGUACUAUAACCGCAUCCCUGAGCUGAAGCAGGCCAUGGACCAGAUCUCCGGGGGAUUCUUCAGCCCCGAACAGCCUGACCUCUUCAAGGACAUCGUUGAUCUGCUGAUGCACCACGACAGGUUCAAGGUGUUUGCUGAUUAUGAAGACUACAUCAAAUGCCAGGAGAAAGUCAAUGCACUGUACAAGAACCCCAAGGAAUGGACCAAGAUGGUGAUCCACAACAUUGCUGGUUGCGGCAAGUUCUCCAGCGACCGCACCAUCGCCGAGUAUGCUCGUGAAAUUUGGGGUGUUGAGCCCAGCCUGGAAAAGCUGGCUGCCCCCGAUGAGCCUCAUUAAGCUGCCCUGGCUCCACCGAACACCACCCAAUCUGCUCAACAGAGUCCGGGAAAUUCAACAUCAAAUAAAGCAACUAAAGAAACAAAUAAUAAAAAAAACAAAAAAAUAAAAAAAUGUUCUCCCCUGA
Molecule: messenger RNA, 2758 nt
Organism: Conger conger (European conger)
Lineage: Eukaryota; Metazoa; Chordata; Actinopteri; Anguilliformes; Congridae
Gene: pygma
Product: phosphorylase, glycogen, muscle A
Exons: 20
Coding region: 103-2631 (842 amino acids)
Biological process (GO): glycogen catabolic process
Cellular component (GO): cytoplasm
Molecular function (GO): glycogen phosphorylase activity; pyridoxal phosphate binding
Source: RefSeq, a predicted model, not a curated record